AUGUCUGUGGACGUCCCGGGCCAAAGCUCUGAUGCACAAGUCCUCAUUAAUGAGGCGAGGACACUGGUGUCUCAGUUAUAUGAUCCAGCAAAUACCGGCAACCCCGCCAAGAUCAAAGCUAUCCAGGAGCAUCUGCAGAUUCUCCAGAAAGGCCCCCAGGCAUGGCUCAUUGCUAAUAAUCUCCUCAGUGAUGAGAGUACUGACUUGAGGUUCUUUGGAGCCCUAACGUUUACAGUCAAGAUUAACCAGGAUUGGCAACAGUUAAAUGAAGAUGAGGCUCGAGAGCUUCUUGGGCGACUGAUUGACCACUAUGUUCUCUUAGUAAAUGGGGGAGAGCGCCCUCUAGUGGUACGCAAGUUGGCUUCCAGUCUAGCAACCAUCUUCCUAAAGCCGAAUGCUCCCUGGAAUCAUGCUAUUUGGAACCUGGCGGCUUCUUUGGCAAAUGGAAAGCAUCUCUCUGAGGAGCAGUGUCAGUCUUUUGACCUGCAAGGUGCUGUUCUUCCUGCCAUGUCCGAAAGGCAGGUGGUCAGCUUAUUAUACUUCUCUAACAUACUGGCGGAGGAAAUCAAUAGAUGGAGUCCGGAGUCACGGCGAAAUCGGGAUAGUAACCGGGCAUCUGAAAAUAUCAAGCAUGCUUUUCUUCUAGUUGAGUUCGUCCUCCGUCAUAUGCUGCAGCAAGAAUCUUCCGGUCACUCUAUAUCUGAUGGCGCUCCAGGCGUCGAGGCCAUCAACUCCUACCAAUCGUGGGCCUUGGUCCGUAAUGCACUCCAACUCCGCGACACGAUACGCGCCACUCAGCUUGCUCCUGCCACCGACUAUGUGAUCCAAAGUUUGAAAGUUCCCAGCUUAUCUAAGACUGCAAUGCAGGUCCUGGUUGAAUUAAUAGAUUGGCGAGACAGUAUAUUUAGCCAGGAGCAUGUCUACUCUAUAUUGGAAUAUAUCAUCAGUGAUCCUGGCACGGCCCAUAUCGCUUCCAUAAUGGAUGCCGAUUUUGAAGAUGAGAAUAUGACAUUCUUGGAACUUCUAUUAGCGUACGCAGCACUCAAACAAAGGGAGCUUCUGAUUCAGCCCUUGAAUCCUGAUCAUGAGAAAGUUCUGGCCCUUCUCCACACACUCUUCAAAGCCCCUGGAUAUGCAGCAGUGGACGAUUCAGCAUCGCCGUUGGUCCUUGAGUGGUGGACUGAAGUUGCAGAUGAUCUCCAAGAGAUAUACUUGGAUAGAGAAGAGAAAGAAGGGCUUGAUCCCGCUAAACACAAUCUUGCCCGUGCAGCUAUGGAUUGCUUUGAGAAACUCAAAUACCCGAGUCCAGAGGAGCUACAAGAAUGGGGCGAUGAUGAUCGCAGUGAGUUUGGCGCUUUUCGCCGCGACGUUUGCGAUUUCCUCCUAGCAAUCUAUCCUAUGUUAGGAGUUGAGUUAGUUCAAGUGUUCCAGGAACGAGCAAAAUCAUCUUUAGUGCAGCAAGACUGGAGAACAUUCGAGGCCGCAAUAUUUUGCAUGGCUCAACUUUCGGAAGCUGUUGACGAAAACCAGCAUGCAGAUGAAUGUUUAAACGCAAUAUUCUUUUGCGAUGAGUUUGCUCGGUUAUGCACAGGGGAUAUUGCAACGAUUCCAGACAAACCUCGGCAGACACUGGUGGACAUGCUUGGACAAUAUCAGUCAUACUUUGAACGCACACAUGCCUUACUUCCUCGCGUACUCACGUUCCUUUUCGCCUCACUGGACGUUGCAUCAUGUGCUUCUGUAGCAUCCAAAUCUAUAUCGCAUCUUUGCAAAUCAUGUCGCAAUGCUCUAACAUUCGAGCUUCCAGCGUUCAUGGACCAGUUUGAGCGUUUUCGCUUCAAGCCUACAGCCACGGCUUCCACCAUGGAGAAAGUUCUAGAGGGAAUCGCUGCUAUUAUACAAACUUUACCUACUGAUAACGAGAAAGCUCAGUUCCUAGAGCGAAUACUCAAAUUCUUCCAGGAGCAGGCAGAGCUGGCACGAGAUGAAGCCUCUCGCGGGUUAGUGGAGCCUGCUCGCUGUCGCGGCCAGUUAGUUCUCCGCUGCGUUGCAAGUAUUGGAAAGGGGCUCAGAACAGAUGGUGAAAUCUGCAUGCAGCUUCUUAUGACCGACUUUCCUUUAGACGUGACCAUCAUCGAAGCAGCAUGCGACAUACUGAAGGCUGGUUUUACCGAGAACAGUGGCCCCUAUGUCUUUCCACCAACGGUGACAGUCAAUUUCGUGAAAAGUAUACCGUUAGGGAGUGCCGGCACAGAUAUGGUUAUGGGUACGGCCUCAGCGUUCUUGGCCUCUCACAGUGCACAUCCACAACGUAUCCGUGAAGAGACUGUUGCCCUGAUUGUCCAUGUAUAUGAGACAUUUUGCUGGAUGCACGAGAAGCCAGAGUUCUACGACCCCGAGGUUGCAAACAGCGGCAUCGACUUCCUCACUCGCCUGCUCCCCAAGUAUUACCCUUUUCUUUUCACUCUUACUGCUGUACCUCAGGAGUCCAACCAGCCAGUAACUGGUCAUGUUGAUGGCGCCCCUCAGCGUCCACCAGUACUCCAAGCGAUUCUCAACUUUACACUCCUUUCCUUGCAAGGCCCGGAGCCACUCCCCCUUCGCUCUGCCUCCCAAUUCUGGGUAGGCGUGCUGAAUCUUCCUAACGAGGAAGAAGCUGUACAAAGAGCGCUCAGAGACAGUAUUCCAGCUCUGUGCCGCAUACUGGCAUCUCAGGUCGCCGGGCGAUGUGCCCGCUCCGACCUUGAACAUCUCUGUGAGGUGCUCAGAAGGCUCAUCUUCAAACAGCAAGGACUAGCUCGCCCGCAUCUCGCUAGCACACUAGCGGAUGUAUGUAAUGAUCAAACAAAUCACAACCAGAGUCCUGCUGUGUCACCCGAGGAGAGACAGCGCUUUCUUGCGUCGCUGUUAGUUGCCAGGGGCGCAAAAGCCCAGACGAGCCAACUGACGCGUUCCUUCUGGGUGAAAUGCCGUGGAUCUGGUUUCGAUUAUAUUGGGUAG
Aspergillus nomiae NRRL 13137 is the source of this 3000-nucleotide messenger RNA. RefSeq names its product putative importin 13. The record is from RefSeq and is a predicted model, not a curated record. Gene Ontology annotation, molecular function: small GTPase binding. NCBI's taxonomy places the organism in Eukaryota, Fungi, Ascomycota, Eurotiomycetes, Eurotiales, Aspergillaceae. The transcript is spliced from 5 exons. Gene Ontology annotation, cellular component: nuclear membrane; cytoplasm. The coding region runs from base 1 to 3000 and encodes 999 amino acids. Gene Ontology annotation, biological process: protein import into nucleus.